AUGCCUCGCAUAAUGCCGGCUGAUUUAGGACUUAUUCAAACACAGCACGAUUCAUUUCAACGACACGAAGAAUUGAUUAAACUUAUUCAUGACACAGAUGUUUUUUAUGUACCGGUACGUGGAGAAUUUGGGGAUGGGCAAGUCAAUGAUAUAAAGGAAAUAACACGGCGAUUUGAUGAAGAUCUUCUCAAUAAACAAAUGAUUGUUAUUCGUGUAUCUGGUAAAAAUAUUGUGGAUGGAAUUUGUAUACAAUUUAUUGGUUGCUUCGAUAAUCGAAUAACAACGACCAUGAAUCACACCGGUUAUGAAAAAGAACCAAAUCUAAUGAAUUUACAACAAAUAUGUGGAGUUGGUCGUGUGGAAUUAGAUGAACAAAUGUAUCUAAAACUUUCUUCUACACAGAACUUACCAACAACAACGAAUACAGUCGAUUCAAAAUAUUUGCAUGGUGAAGAAAAAUUGAUCGGAAUGCUUGAAAAUGAUGUCGAAACGAUGCAUUCAAAAGAUUCUAGCGAAGAGCAAUCAUCUCAUUUUAAACAAAACAUACUGGAUACUAUUUCAAAUAAAAAUAAAGGUCGAUCAAUGACAUCAGCAAUAACCUCACCGACAAAAAAAAGUCGUCCACGUACAGUAAGUGAAAAUGUGUUGACAACUGGUACAUCGCCAACAAACAUCCUUUUGGAUCAUCCACGUUUACAUUCGCCAAAUACUACGGUGCAUAUUUCAUAUCCGUCACCUUCCGCAACUUCUGUUUGCUCUCCACGUGUUAUUACAAGUUUAAAAAAUCAACCACAUCGUGCACCAUCACCAGUUGUUUUUGGACAUUCUCCUUCAACUUCAUCGCCAUUGUACAUUAAUGUACUAAAUUCUUCACAACAGUCAACAUUAAUCUCACCGUCAUCUCAAACUUACACGACCAUUUCAUCCUCAUCGCCUUCGUCCUCAUUCAAUGAUUAUAGUAUUACAUCAACAUCUCCCCCAUCAAAUCGACAUGUCGGUGAUUCAGCUUCUAUUUCUUCUUCAAUGAGUCCAUCUUUAUCCACCUCAUCCUUGUCGCCAAUUGAGUCUCAUCGUCGAGUUCAGUCACCUCUUUCUUCUACUCGUUUACAUACUCAAUCGAUAAUAAAUCACACAACAACAGCGCCAAUUCAGAUUACUGCCUCUUCUUCCUCGACAACAACAAAUUAUAUUGGCUCGUAUACGAAUCCAUAUAUAGCAUUACCGACCCAAUCUCCAGUGGGCUCUCAUUCGUUACCAACAAUCUAUAACUUUGGUGUACUUCCUCAUGCAGCCACCAAUAUUGCUUAUAUAACGCCAGCAACCUUUGAUUUUGCUGUUGCUGCAGCAGCCGCAAAUCCUGGUGGAAUGUUGUUAAUUGCAACUCCAAAUGUUCAAGUCACUGGAUUAACUCCUACGCCAUCAUAUUCAGAACAGCAAUUUCAAACACAUUUACUUCUACAACAACAACAACAACAACAGCAGCAAUUACAACAAUCACAGACAAAAAUUCAGUUUGCUCCAUUACCAAGUCCAUAUUCAUCAUCAUUUGUUCCAUUAUAUCCUUACAAUAACGUACAAACACCCGAACAGAGAUCUCCAGUUAUUCCGCGAACAUGUAACAUUUUAAAUCGUGUGAACGAUAGUUCUGAUUUAAUGUCAACGACAAAAUUACCGUUGGAUGGCGAACAACAGAAAGCAGAAGAGACAAUAAUAAAUACAAUGUCAAAAGCUCGAAAUAAGUCGUUUUCACCAUCUUCUACAACAGAUAAACAACAUCGUUCUCUUUCGAAGUCUCUUAGUUUUGAUGAACCAUCAUGCGUUACUACAUCGCUACCAUUUAAGAAACGUCGAGUUUUGAAUUGUGUUGAUGAGCAAGAGAACGAUGAAUAUGAAGAUGCUGAGGUUAUGUCAUUAAGACAUUUAAUUGUUAUAAUUGAUUUAAAUCCAUUGUAUUGGUCAGAGACAUUAACCGCCAAUACAUCAGCAUCAACCAUUGAUUUGAAACAGUUUUUAAAUAUUAUUAUUCAAUUUGUCAAUGCUUACAUUGCAUUUGAUAUACAAAAUCGUCUAACAUUAAUUGGUGCAGCCAAUAACGAUACUAUAUUCUUAUAUCCUGAUCAAACAAAUGAAACGUUAAUUAUUCCAACUGUAACAAAAACAAAUAUGUAUGAACAAUUAUUUGUUGCUGAUCGUGUUAUCGAGAGAAAUAUUGAAAAAUUCCUUGAACAAUUGCCUUUACAAGGUCAACAAGGUUCAAUGAUCACCAUGGCUAUGGUACAAGCUUUAUGCUAUAUUAAUCGUCUUAUUCGAGAACAAAAUGUUGGUGAAAAAAAUUCCCAUCGGAUAUUGAUUAUACAAACAUCAAAUGAUAGUUCUAAACAAUAUAUGAAUUUUAUGAAUGCAGUAUUUUCGUCAGAAAAAUUAAAUGUACCAAUAGAUGGUUGUAUAUUAAAUAAUGAUUCCAGUCUGUUACAACAAGCAUGUGAUUUAACAACUGGCUUGUAUUUACGUGUACCAGAUUCAAAUGGCCUUUUACAAUAUUUAAUAUGGUUAUACUUAGCGGAUAAAGAAUUACGUAAAAUGUUGACAUUACCAACAAAAUUAGCCGUCGACUAUCGACCAGCAUGUUUUUGUCAUCAAAAAUUGAUUGAAACCGGUUUUGUUUGUUCAGUUUGUUUAUCGAUAUUUUGUGAGAAUAGCACAUUCUGUAGCACGUGUCGGUCAGCGUUUAAAUCAAAUGUAAUGAUGGAACAGACAACAAAAAAGAAAAAACUGAUCACUAACACUACUACGACAUCAGCGUAA
Molecule: messenger RNA, 2805 nt
Organism: Didymodactylos carnosus
Lineage: Eukaryota; Metazoa; Rotifera; Eurotatoria; Philodinida; Philodinidae
Source: the annotation of a GenBank genome assembly